AAAGAAUCAUAAACAAAAUCAAUUCCAAUGCACCAAAAAAAAGCUGCAAUACCGAUUCGCACCAAACCAACAGAUCAAGGUUGAAAUAGCCACUUAAACGAAAACAACUAUGUUGGAGAGAGAGAGGAAAGUACCUACCAUGAGUUAACGAGUGGAAUCGGAUGAGCAGCUGAGUUUCCGAUCGAGUUGAGAUUAGAAGGAGAAAAGCAGCGGCGACUCUGUAACCCUAGUGGCAGGGUAACAAAAGCAGGAGGAGGAACUGACGACCAACCUCUCUCUCUACAAUUGUAAUUUCAAUUUGCAAGAAAGAAAAUAACUCAAAUAAGAAGAAAUAUAUAUAUAUAUAUAUCCGGAAAGUGGGCACUUCCCAAAAAAUAAUUGGAGUCCCACACCAAACUGCGUCUUUUUCCUCUAAAAAAACCCAGCCUUGCUGUUGGUCUUUUCUCUCAAAAAUCAGCCCCUGCUCCUUGCCUCUCCCGACAAUUAUCUCCAUCUCCUUCUUUGCCCCUUCUGAAAUCAUCUCCAUCGCCUCCUCACCUCCUCGACUCCGCCCCUAUAAAAUACAAUAAACCCCACAAUCUCUCGCAGCUAAGAAUCCUCAUAAGUCUAGUUAUAUCCAACAAAGUGGUAUCAAAGCUCCUUAUCGAAAUGGCAAGUGGGAAUCUAGUUUCAUUGCAGGUUCCAAAAUUCUCAAAAGAAAAGUUUGACAAUUGGUGCAUCCGAAUGAAGGCCAUACUCGGUGCACAUGAUGUGUGGAAAAUUGUUGAGAAUGGAUAUGAUGCUCCUAAAGACGUGAGUGCUCUUACACAAGCACAAAAGGAUCAAUUUAAUAGCAUCAAGAAAAAGGAUCAAAAGGCCGUUUCUCUCAUUCACCAAGCAUUGGAUGAGGUUACCUUUGAGAAGGUUUCUAAUGCCACCACAGCAAAGGAGUUGUGGGAGAAGCUUCAAGCUGCCUGUAAAGGAAAAGAAAAGGCAAAGAAAGUUCGCCUCCAAAGUUUGAGAGGUGAAUUUGAAGCUGUCCAAAUGAAUGAGACAGAAAAGGUGUCAGAUUAUAUUUCAAGGGUCAUGGGGAUUGCCAACCAGAUGAGAAGGCUUGAUGAAGAGGUGACUGAUUUAAGGAUAAUUGAAAAAAUUCUUAGAUCAGUUAUGGAGAAUUUUGAUUAUGUGGUGACGGCCAUUGAUGAAUCAAAGGACUUGGAAGACAUGACUGUUGAAGAGUUAAGUGGUUCACUUGAAGCACAUGAGGAGAAGCUCAAUAGAAGAAAGAAAGAGCCUGUGGAGCAGGUUCUACAGUCAAGACUUUCUCUGGGUGAUAAAGAACAAAAGGGAGGCACAAGUCAAGGAGGACGAGGUCGAGGUCGAGGCCGUGGACGCAGUCGUGGUCGAGGACGUGGAAGAGGAGGAAGAAGUGUCCAGAACACUAAUCAAAGCAGAGAUGAAAAUUUUCAGUUCUCCUUUUUGAGAGGCCGUGGCAGAGGAGGAUCAAGGCCAUAUCAGAAGAGAUUUGGCAACAAUGUGAAAGCCAAUUUCUCUCAAGACAAAGAUAAAGAAGUUAAUGAAGAGGUGGAGCCAACUCUCUUGUUGGCCUGCAAAGAUAUGAAGAAUGAGGGAAAGCACUCUUGGUACCUUGAUACUGGAGCAAGCAACCACAUGUGUGGAAACAAAGAAUUAUUUGUGGAGCUUGAUGAGAAAGUUGGCGGCAACAUCACCUUUGGAGACUCCUCCAAAAUACCAGUGAGGGGUAAAGGUAAAAUUCUGAUACGCAUGAAGGACGAAAAUCAUCAAUUCAUCUCAAAUGUUUAUUAUGCACCUGACAUGAAGAGUAAUAUUUUGAGUGUGGGCCAACUGUUAGAAAGAGGAUAUGCUGUUUUCACAAAAGGUUGCAGUUUGUACUUGAAAGAUUCUGCAGGAAGGUUGAUUGCCAAAGUCCCAAUGUCAAAAAAUCGUAUGUUUGCUAUGAACAUACAUACAGAUGUGGCUAAAUGCUUAACAUCUUGUUAUAAAGAUUCUUCAUGGCUGUGGCACUUGAGAUUUGGGCAUAUGAACUUUGGAGGACUUAAGGCUAUGGCUAGCAAAAGAAUGGUGAAAGGCUUGCCCUCGGUGAAUCAACCUGAUCAACUUUGUGAAGGUUAUCUUCUUGGUAAACAAUCAAGAAAGAGCUUCCCAAAACAGUCUCAAUCAAGAGCAACGAGGCCACUACAGCUAGUUCACACUGAUGUCUGUGGGCCGAUCACCCCAUGUUCUUUCGGUAAGAACAAAUACUUUCUUUUGUUCAUUGAUGAUUAUAGUAGAAAAACAUGGGUAUAUUUUCUUAAAGAAAAAUCAGAAGUGUUCAAGUGUUUCCAGAAUUUUAAAGCACUUGUGGAGAAGGAAAGUGGCUUUAAAAUCCAGGCAUUGAGAUCUGACAGAGGAGGUGAAUUCACUUCUAAAGAAUUUCAAGAGUUCUGUGCUGCCAAUGGAGUUCGCCAUUUUCUUACUGCUCCAGGAUCGCCACAACAAAACAGAGUGGUGGAAAGGAAAAACAGAACCAUUCUGAAUAUGGCAAGAAGUAUGAUGAAGACCAAGAAGAUGCCAAGAGAGUUCUGGGCUGAAGCUGUUGAGUGCGCAGUCUACUUGUUGAACCGCUGCACAACAAAAGCAGUUGAAAAUAAAACUCCAAUUGAAUUAUGGAGUGGAAGAAAGCCCUCAGUCCAUCACCUGAAGGUGUUUGGAAGCAUUGCAUUUGCCCAUGUUCAUGAUGGAAAGCGCACCAAGCUUGAUGACAAGUGCAAGAAGUAUGUGUUUGUUGGUUAUGACUAUAGAACAAAAGGAUACAGGCUUUAUGAUCCAGAAGGUGGCAAAGCAGUCAUCAGUAGAGAUGUGGAUUUUGAUGAAGAAGCCAUAACAGCUUAUAAACAUCCUGCAUUGGCAGAAGAAGUACCCGUUCAAACUAUCAGCACUUCCCUUAAGCAUCAAUUUAGCAGUAUAAGGCUCCAACUUUUCAUCUACCAUUAGGAUGCAUAUUCCUUUGUUCGUCAAUACCUCGACAACCAGCACGGCCACUCAUUUGUAUCUACUCUCCACUAGGUAUCCAUCUAAAAUUGUUCCCAUCGAAUUUACCAACAUUUGAAAAACAAAAGUUUUGGCUGGCAUGUUCAGACCUAUGCUGAAAGUCUGUGGCAAACAAACACUGAAGAAAAUUCUUUUAACAUUUAUAACACCUCAAGAACAACUUUCUAUUCAAGGUUAAUUCAACCAAGAGUAUUACACCAAGAAGCUAAACAUACAAGAAAGUCAACAAAAAAAU
Molecule: messenger RNA, 3286 nt
Organism: Rubroshorea leprosula
Lineage: Eukaryota; Viridiplantae; Streptophyta; Magnoliopsida; Malvales; Dipterocarpaceae
Source: the annotation of a GenBank genome assembly